Bufo bufo (common toad) is the source of this 3558-nucleotide messenger RNA. RefSeq names its product zinc finger and BTB domain containing 42 (gene ZBTB42). Gene Ontology annotation, cellular component: nucleus. The transcript is spliced from 2 exons. Gene Ontology annotation, biological process: regulation of transcription by RNA polymerase II. Gene Ontology annotation, molecular function: RNA polymerase II cis-regulatory region sequence-specific DNA binding; protein binding; DNA-binding transcription factor activity, RNA polymerase II-specific. NCBI's taxonomy places the organism in Eukaryota, Metazoa, Chordata, Amphibia, Anura, Bufonidae. Bases 424 to 1854 code for a protein of 476 amino acids. The record is from RefSeq and is a predicted model, not a curated record.
UUCCCCAGUCUGGCCAGCAGUUGCACCCAGUGUGAUAGAUGGCUAUAAAUGGGGAAGUUGGAACUUUAAAAGGCAGCAAGCGGCGUGGUUGGCUGGUAGUUAGAUUUGCUGUAACAUAUGGCAUUAAGAGGAGCACAGCUGGAGGUAGCAUUUCUAUCCUAGUGAACUCAGAGCAGCUGACUUUCCAGCUUGCUGUGUAAUUAGCAAAGCGAGCACUCCCAGCCUCCUCCUCCCUCACACUGACACAGGGACACACGCUGCUGCUGCUGCUACUCACUGCUUGUCUGUUGGGGACCUUGUAAUACCACGAACCAUGGCAGAGACGAAAAGCUAGAUCACCCUACAACUCCCCGGGGGCAUAUCCCACGAGCCGGCUCCAUUCCUACCAUUGCGCAGGGAGGGGGGGAAGGUUAUGAAGGAAGAAUGGAGUUUCCAGACCAUAGCCGCCAGUUGCUGCAAUGUCUGAGUCAGCAGCGUCACCAGGGUUUCCUGUGUGACUGUACUGUUUUAGUUGGGGAAGCUCGGUUCCAAGCUCACAGAGCCGUCUUGGCGUCUUGCAGCAUGUACUUCCAUCUUUUCUACAGGGACCAGCUAGACAAAAGGGACAUUGUACAUCUGAACAGUGACAUCGUCACGGCCCCGGCCUUCAGUCUGCUGCUUCAAUUCAUGUACGAGGGGAAGCUGGAAUUCAACAACCUCCCGGUAGAAGAUGUGCUGGCCGCUGCGAGCUAUCUUCACAUGUAUGACAUUGUUAAAGUCUGCAAGGGCAAGCUCAAAGAUAAAGAAUUCAAUUCAGCAGAGAGGGCCACCGAUGAAGGGUCUGACUUGGAGAAGGAGCAUGGUUUCUCCGAUACGGACGGACCUCAAGGAUGUAUCUUGGAUGCAGGGGAUAAAGAAAAAAUGUCUACCACUGAAUGCGAGAAACCGGCCUGGAAAGAAAAGGUCAGCGGGCUUCCAGGCUGGUCCCCCGAAUUGAUAGGUGUCAAUUCAGUUUCUACAGAGGCUGUGUCGUGUAAGACAGCAGCUGGAAAAACAAAGGCCAGUGUCAAUAGUUCUUCAUGCCCUUUGUCCCAGAGAUCUGCUAACCAUAUACAGCCUCCAAGUGAUGGGGAUUGUGCUCUGGAUUUGUCUUUCAAGCCAAUGUCUGCGAGAGAUUCCUUACACCCCUCCUACGUCUUUGGACAGCUGGCUUCCGACAGCCAGCAGCAGGGCACUGUGCCACUUGUUAAAGAUGAACAAGGCUUGCUGUCAGAACAGGAGGACAGUGAAGCAAAGAGUCCAAAGAGUCAACAUGUUGGGAAUUCGGCCAAAAACCUAAUGACAGGGUUAGGACACAUGUUCGCAGGAAAUGGAAAUUCACACGUUAGGGAAGAGGACUUGUAUCACGAUCGAGACGAGAGCGAGGAUGACAUGGACUCCUCGGAUCUUUCCACCUCGGGUGUCCUCGUCUCCCCGGGACAGAUUUGCAUAUGUCCUUUGUGUAGUAAGGUUUUCCCAAGUCCUCAUGUCCUCCAACUUCAUCUCAGCUCUCACUUCCGAGACAGAGACGGUUCUCGGAUCAAGAUGUCUCCAGAUGGUUCUGUUCCCACCUGUACGAUAUGCGGCAAAACUUUCUCCUGCAUGUAUACCUUAAAGAGACACGAACGUACGCACUCCGGGGAAAAGCCUUACACUUGCGCCCAGUGCGGCAAAAGUUUCCAAUAUUCCCAUAACCUCAGCCGUCACGCCGUGGUCCACACGCGGGAAAAGCCACACGCGUGUAAGUGGUGUGAGAGACGUUUCACCCAGUCGGGUGACUUGUACAGACACAUCCGUAAGUUUCACUGUGGCCUGGUCAAGUCGUUGGUUGUGUAGUUAAUAAUAUGAAGUUUAAUGUUCAUGGUUGGAUCUAGUAAUAAUCUCAAUCCCUUCCCACAAAGUACGUCUCCCCUCCCCCGACAAUUAUUUAAUAUAUAUUUAAUAUGAUUUGUCCUGCUGUUCAUAUGAAUGUGACAGAUUACUGCAUAUGUGAAAAAGGGUCAUCAGCAAAAAAAAAAAAAGUCUGCAAAUUACCCAAAAUCCCUUGCUCACCACAUGUAGGCUACGUCUGUUUAAUAUCCUGACUCCUAAACCUAUGCACUCGUGACAAUAACUACCUAUAUAAUGUAUAUUGAGUUACGGAUGUAGCGGGGCUGUGUGGGUCAUCUGGCGCAUGGUAUUACGUUCAGCUUAUUGGCAUGUCAACCUGUUGCAUUAGCGCAAUGCACAAUACAUUCGGCCCUGCUACAUCUGCAAAAUGGUGCCCCCCCCCCCAAUUGCAUGUCAAGUUUUCUGUCAACAGUAUUUAGGGCGCGCUACGCAAUUUCUUUGGUAUAGGUAAAGUGUUGAACAUUUGAUAAAUGUUCGGUUGCUUUAAAGUAUUGACUAUUAAAAUUCCAGUUCUCCUAGUGUUUCUGCACCCGGUCAAUGGCGUGCAUCUUGUCAGCCUGAUGAAUUUUUCUCAUUUUGGCUGAAUUCGUUAAUAUGAAGUACAUAGAGCGCCAUCUAAGACUGUGGGCCUUAGUUAUCAACGCCUUUUGACCAAAAACUGGCCUCGUUGCUCGUAGAAACCAGCGAUUGGAUGCUUAGGGGCCAUGAGGCCUGUUCUUUCAGACGGUGUUGAUCAAUGGAGUCCCUAUGCGUUCCCUCAUCUGAAGCAGAUGAAGAAGUUUAGUAUUUGUAUCUAUGAUGUAACAUUUCGGUGACCACCACGAAGACCACCUGCGACACAAUGGCGGCGACCUGCCGCAGUCCCCUCAGGAAACAUUGUACAGUCAAUGUUGAACAAUGCGUUACAACAAAUGGUCUUUAAUAAGUUUUAUAGUAUUCAACACCCUGUCGGUUGGGGCUCCCAGAAUUCCCUGCAAGGUUUUAAAGGGGGGGAAAGGGGUACAUGACACAGAGGCAACCGCUAGCGAGCAAUCAGAACUUGGCUUUCCUCGGUCUAUCCCAGGGAUGGCCAAAAAUUGUUGACGACCGGUUAUAAACUGGAAAUGUAAAUAAUUCAAAAAGUUAGCAAGUGUUGGCUACUUGACUCCAGUCUUGGUCUAGUCCUCCUAGGUUGAAGUGAACAAGGGUCUUAUUGUUUGCUAUGGGUUGCCACGGGUUUGUACCAUUUGCAUGAAGUUUAUUAUAGUCCCACAUGAAGUGGAGAAGGGUCGGUAAUCUGGAAAAGGGAAGUACUCCAUUUCAUAGGCAGUGUUUUUAUUUUUCAGGACCAAUGGGUUGGAUUGUGAAAUUCCAAUCCAUUGGGCACCUCUGAGAUGAAUGAAACCCUAAUCACUACAAAAAGAAAAAGCAGAUGCCCUUAAUGAUUCCCAAAUGUCCGUGUAAUGUGAGGAAAUAUAUUUAUACCCCAACUCUUGUCCCGUGUUCACGUUGCAACUUUUUUUUUGUUCCCCUAACCACUGUUACAUUCAGGCUGAAGGUAUGAUACGAUAUAUAUGUCAUUUUAUUUCCCUUUUUAUGUGUGAACAUCCUUGUUUAAUAGGCUUCAUCGAGGUACAGUAGUUCUAUUGACUGGUUAGUUCUGUUAUUUUG